UUGUGUUUAGGAACUCUCGAACAAGGGAACCGUUAUCUCAGAUUUGGGAACGCACAUAACCCGCAGAAGAACGAUUACGGAUCUCGGAACAUGCUUUCUUUUGAUCGUUUUCAAGUAAUCAAAUAGAGACUGAUUAAACGUGCUUCCGGUAAGAGACUUAAAGAAAAAAAAAUUGCAUCCCAUUUCUCGCGUAUUAUUACAUAGGUACUGUAUGUCUUAUCGUUAUUAUACAUUUUAUUAAUUUGUAUGAACGGCGUGUCGGAGAUGUACGUUCGAAGAUGCCAUUUUGGCGGGUGACGUGUGUGCACGCUAUUGACAGCCAUAACGCGACUCGCGGCGUGAACGACGUAUGGUUUUGCGUGACUUGUUGAUCGCGACGAAGUGCGCGCAGCCGGAAAUACGUGAUCGUCGAGAAUAUUUGAAAGCAAUUACGGUGCCUUUAGAAUGGCGAGAAUUUGGCGGUUAUACUGCCCAAUGGUAAACAGAGAACUCGCCGCGUACAAUUUUCCGCUGCGCUAAGUGGGGCGAGUGGAGAGGUGGGGGGGAGGAGAGGCAAUGCACCAUGGGAAUAAUUUGCGACAGGCGCAUGCGCAGUUCAGUUUACAGUUGGAGCUUGGAAGAAAAUGGCGUCAGCUAAGUUUUUAGAGGAAGCUCUGAGCACGGAUGUCGACGAAUCCGCAGUGAACGCGAUAGUGGGCUCCCUCGAGACGCAGCUUGUUACAUCCACGCCGACUGUGGCCGGCCAUCAAGCGAGUCCCGCAUCGGUGAGCCAACAGAAUCAUCAGGUGAACAGCGCUAUUUCCAACGGGGGCACCAUCACCGCGGUACAGCCGCAGAAACAUGGGGUUUCGAACGGCGGCGGUGUGACCACUGUGAAUAGUCUAAUGACUCAAGAGGUCACUAAGCCCAUCACUACCACCAGCACUUUGCUGCCAGUAAACGUGGUUACUUCGAAUGCAGUGGCGCCGCAGGUCAUCACCACACAACAGCAGCAACAGCAACAGCACACACAACCGCCAGGAAUACCUCCUGCUGCAUAUAUCAAUCAAGUAUCGAAUACCAAUCAGGUAUCGAGCAAUCAGGGCACGCAUAUACCAAGCUUGACCAAGGCACAUGAAUCAGUAAAGAUUAUCUAUCCCGGCGUUGGACAAGUUAUAGCCACUACAGGGGUGGCAAAUGCGAAUAAUAAGCUCACCUUUCCUGCCCAAACUGUUGGGCAGCUAGCGAACGGUACCUUAGGUAUAACUUCACAACCGGUACUGCAGACUACAUCGAACGUUGUUUCCAAUGUCGGUUCUGUCAGUCAGACAGGUAGCCAAACAGUGACCGCAGUGAAUAAGCCGACAGGCGCAGCUUUAGUGAUUAAGACUAGUGUAGCACCCGGUGGCAUGGUUUCUGUUCCAAUGUCGGUUCCAGUCUCUGUGGCUGGCAAUGCAGUGAGCACAGCAUUGCAGGCCAAGGCUGGAGUUACUUCGACGAUAGUACCCAGCAGUGUUCAAAUUCUCAAUGUAAAUACAAUGCGUCCUGCAACACCAGUAGCAGGACAGCAAGCCAAUAAGCAAGUUACCCCAAGAGUGGUAAUUGGACAACACCAAUUGGUAGGAGCGAGACCAGGAGCUCCAGGGAUAACAUUACAGGCACUUCAUGGCCUUCAACCUGGUACUCAAGGUCAUCUAUUAUUAAAAACAGAAAAUGGACAGUAUCAGUUAUUGAGGGUAGGUCCAGCUCCAACUGCAGGUACUCCCACUGGUACUGCAGUUACGCCGAAUAGUAUAGCUGGCAAUGCAGUAGUUGCUGCACCAUCUCCAGGCACUACCUAUCGCCUAACUUCAGUGCCGGCUGUAAGUAGGCUGAAUACCCAGUUCACUGGCCCACCACUCGCCACUCUAAGAAAAUCUGUUCAGACUGUUGCUCCUACUAUUACUACAUCUACUACAACCCCAGGAACAGUAACUACAGCACCUACAACUACUUCUGCACCAACGGCUACUACUGUUCAAACAGUUCAAACAUCUGCACCACGUCAAACUAUUGAUAAUACCAAAGAAAAGUGCCGUAAAUUCUUAGCAAACUUAUUAGAAUUAUCUAGUCGAGAACCUAAAUCAGUGGAACGCAAUGUCCGAACUUUGAUACAAGAUCUGAUUGAUGCUAGAGUUGAACCAGAAGAGUUUUGUGAUAGGCUUGAAAAAUUAUUAAAUGCUUCACCACAACCAUGUCUCAUCGGAUUCUUAAAGAAAAGUCUGCCGCUUCUGCGGCAAUCGCUUGUCACAAAAGAAUUAUCUAUAGAAGGAAUAAAACCUCCUCCAGCCAAUGUUGUUUUCUCCAUAGCUUCAGCUGUUCCAACUAUUACGCAGCAAACUCAAUAUAGACCCGCAGUGGCAGCGACAGUUCCUGUAACAGCAACUGCAACAGCAACGACACAAGUAAGAGUAAUGGCACCGCUUCAAACAGCAGUAACAGCUGCAGCAGCAGCAGCAGCAGCAGCAGUAGUAACAACAGUUCCACGGCCUGCUCAACCUGUUCCACAAAGACUUGUUCGACCAGUCACAACGGCAAUGGUUCGUACUCCCGCUACAGCGUAUACUGUAAAAUCGACAGUACCAGUAACUGGAAUUCGACCGACUGCCCCUAUAGUGCAAAAACCACCUAUAGUUACAACAACGGUCGUAAAAACAAUCACGACUACAACGCAAGGCAAAACAGUAAAUACAAUCACUACUGUUAAUAAAGCCGUAGUGCCUUCUCUUAUUCAAAAACCGACUGCAAAGGAAAAAGAGAAAAAAACGUUUUCAUCAGCAGGAUAUACGGCGGAUGAUGAUAUAAAUGACGUAGCAGCUAUGGGUGGUGUUAAUCUUGCAGAAGAAUCUCAAAGAAUACUUGGUUCUACAGAAUUUGUUGGUACCCAAAUACGAUCUUGUAAAGAUGAAGUAUUUCUGCAUAUGACACCAUUACAACAGAGAAUUAAACAAAUUGCAUCCAGUCAUAAUUUGGAAGAACCAAAUCAAGAAGUAGCAGCAUUAAUUUCGCAUGCUGUACAAGAGAGGUUAAAAAAUUUAGUAGAAAAAUUAGCAGUCAUCGCAGAACAUAGGAUAGAUCUUAUAAAGGUCGAUCCUAGAUAUGAAGUAACUCAAGAUGUAAGAGCGCAAUUAAAAUUUUUGGAAGACUUGGAUAAAGUCGAGCGUAGGAAACAUGAAGAACAAGAACGAGAAAUGCUUUUACGUGCCGCGAAAAGUCGCGCAAAAACAGAAGAUCCCGAGCAAGCCAAAUUGAAGGCUAAGGCCAAAGAGAUGCAACGUGCAGAAAUGGAAGAAUUAAGACAAAGGGAAGCGAAUUUAACAGCUUUACAAGCAAUUGGCCCUCGUAAGAAGCCUAAGUUGGACAUAGCGGGAUCGACCAAUAGCACAGGUGGAACUCCUGGUGCAAACGCAUCAGCUAGCGGAUUAAACAGACAAAUGCCAAUGAGACCACGUUUAAAAAGAGUGAAUUUCAGGGAUUUGUUAUUCCUUUUAGAGCAGGAGAAAGAAACGUGUAGAAGCACAACAUUGUAUAAAUCGUACUUGAAGUGAUGCACUGUCAAGGGCAGGAACUUUCGUGACCCGCCCGAAAUCUGGCGCUCUAUCUACAUGAUAUUUUAUGAGCUGAGCUCGAUGGAUCGCGCGAUGUUACUCUAUGCUGUAAUAAACAGUGUCUCAUCGCGAAUUGCAUAUUGCAAUGAGAUUCAAUGACAGUCGGCUUGGAGAAUACCGCAUAUAUUCAAAAUAAAAUUAUUUCCACCGUGUCGAUACUAAGCUUCCUUAUUGUAAAUGACUGAACAUUUUUUAACUGUAGUAUACAUUUUUUAAAUGUAACAUAAUAGUUCUUUAUUUUUCAACACGAAAUCGCAUCAAUGAAAGGAGCAAUGUGUAUGAGCACAUGUUUCGCAGUUAGUCUCUAUAUAGUCUUUUCAUGGCAAGAGAGAACGUUGUGUCUGGCCAUAUACAGUGCUUCCUCGUUACAAGAAAGAUUUUUCGCUCCACGCUAUACAAGUACUAGCACGAGUUAUUCCUCCCUACUCUCCUCUCCCAUUUUUUGGAGCGAGCAAACUCAAGUCUUAUCUGAUGCUCUAUUUUGCUCGCUCACAUUCUUGUCUCAUGUUCGAUCAGAUCAUUUGGCCAUUGGCAAGAUUUAUGGGACAGUUCCUGGAAGGUAAACAAGUCUGUGCGUCCAUAUUAGAGGAUAGCGACCGAUCCCGAAUAAUCUUUUAACGAGGUAACACUGUAGAAACAUUGUUACAUAAUGUAUACAUGAAUGCGUGAAUGCAUUAAGUGAAUGAGUGUACAUUGUCACUAUGUAUAGGUUCGCUAUAUUGUAAUACUUGACCUAUACUUUUGGACACUGUAGCACUAGUGUAAAAUAAGUAGGUUUUGUUAUAAUAAUAAAUCGUAUUUUUGCAAACUGUAUAAUGUAAUAAUAAUACCAUGAGCACACUGUCCAAAAAGUAUGGAAUAAUUUGUACAAUAUCUUACAUAUAAUUACUAAAUAGUGAUAAUUUCAAUGUUGGUACAACACAAUAUAGCUACUCUCCACUGGAAAAUGGAAUUGUUAUCAGUAUAUUAUGUUGUAUAUUGCGAACUACGAUUUUCAGUGUUUAUAAAAAAAUUAGCUGUUACGUUUUUUAUUAAAGAAAUAUUUACAAAAAUAAGAAUAAUCAAUAUUCUUUUGAGUGAUGUUAAUUUAAUUAUUUAUAUUUCUCCUUCUUGAAAUUGAUGCGCAACUUCUACUGAUAAGAUAAACUUCCGCGGGAAGUUAUACUUUGCAUAAUCGAUUAAAAUAAAUUCAAAGUGAGUACCUGAUUUACAUGUAAAAAGAAUAAUCACAAAUAUGUAUGCGUGGGUGCCUGAGAUCAUAGAGAUAGAGAGAAUAAUGCUUAAAAAUAUCGAUUUUUAUUAAUUUUCUUUUUGUGUCAAUAUUUUAUUAUACUAUCUGUAUGCCCACACAGUAUAUUCUUUCAAUACAAUUAAGAAAGUAUUGCAUGUAUGAUACUUAUGAUUAAUAAUAUUUAAUAUAUUAUUAAUCUCUUUGUAUCUCAUACACAUGUGUAUAUCAUAUCAUUUACAAUAUAACAUGAAAUUAUCUGUGCAAUAUAAAUUAGCACAUUUUUAGUAGAUUUCUUUUUCUUUUAAGUCAGUUAUGUGUUUUAUUGUGAAACUUAUAUAUUCAUAUUCUUGUAUUAAGGAUAUUUUUAUCGAAAUAUUUCACUUCAUAUUAUUUUAAUUAUUUUUUGAUAUAAUUUAUGUUUUACUUUAAGAAGAAAUUUUGUACAUUAUAAUUACAGAGUAAAAUUAUAUAUCUACUUUCGAGUACUCUCAAAAUAUCCACAUACGGUGUGUUACCUUCAUUAUUAAUCCGCAGUUUAGUGUUAUAAGAUUAUAUAACACAUGAUUUAUUUCAUUAUAUUUCUAUUCUAUGUUCCAUGUCAAAUAAUUUAUAUCAUUGUUUUUAUUACUCCAAUUUUUGUGUUUCCAAUUUUUGGUCAAGGCAGACAACACAGUAAAAAUAAAUAAGAUAUACUUCCUCUAUUUCUAUAAUAAUAUAUUUCGAGAUACGACAUGACGGUCCUUCAUUUUCAAAUAUCAAUAAUCAAAAUAAGCAAUGUAUACAAUUGUGGUAAUUGUUGAUUAUUGUCACAUUGCUAUACUUACAUGCUAUAAUUGCUUUUCAAUUGGUUUUACAUAAAAAAGAUUGAAUGAAUAUAAUGUGUAGGAAAGAUAGAUAUAUUUAAAGAUAUGAAUUGUCGUAACUUUAGAGAGAUAUUAUAGCACGAUGAUUCUGCAUCACAGAUUUAUAAUUGGGAAAGUGAUACCAUUGUGUUAAAUAUAAUCUCAUCUAACGUUCCAUUAAUACAUAUUCUGUGUGUGUGCGUAUGCGUAUGUAUAAAUAAAAUGUUUCAUAUUUAUUAUUUAUUUUGUCAUCGCGAUUGAUUUGAUCAUUUUUGAAAGAGUUAUUAUGAUUGAGAAUUCAGCAUUCAUACAUACUAAAAUUUAAAUGUUCAAAUUUAAAUUUAAUGUUUAUUUGACUCGUUUAAUUAAUAUCCAAGUUAUUUCUGUUGUGACAGAAAUAAUGACAAUGUAUACUUGUAUAAAUAAGCCGUUUUUAAUAACUGUAUAUUUUAUUUGAAAAAAUGCAUGCAAGCUGUCAUUAUAUAUUAAUUUUGUCGAGCAUAUCGCGUAUAAAAAGUUUUCAUUUAACUCUUUUUCUCUUUGCAAUUGUUAUAUCAUUCUUUAAAAACUCGUAGCAAAACGUAAAGUCACGCAUGAAUCAUAACGUUCUCUUUACUGCCAAUAGAUAGAAUAUUAAUAUAUCUAUAAAUAGAAAAAUAUAUAAAAAAAUAAUACAGUAUAUUACACACAAUUUUGUGGUACAUUAUGAUAUUUUUAUAAAUUGUACUGUGGGUAAGCACAGCAAGAAUAAGAUAAUAAAAUACAGAAACG
This is a messenger RNA of Cataglyphis hispanica, 6470 nucleotides long. RefSeq names its product transcription initiation factor TFIID subunit 4 (gene Taf4). NCBI's taxonomy places the organism in Eukaryota, Metazoa, Arthropoda, Insecta, Hymenoptera, Formicidae. The coding region runs from base 624 to 3566 and encodes 980 amino acids. The transcript is spliced from 10 exons. Gene Ontology annotation, cellular component: transcription factor TFIID complex. Gene Ontology annotation, biological process: transcription initiation at RNA polymerase II promoter; DNA-templated transcription. The record is from RefSeq and is a predicted model, not a curated record. Gene Ontology annotation, molecular function: RNA polymerase II general transcription initiation factor activity; DNA binding; protein heterodimerization activity.